GCUGGGUAUGAAUCGGGGUCUAGAGGUAUAGUUGACUCGAUUAACGACCCCGGGUUCUGAUAUCUCAACAGCUUCUCACUUAUAUCCCUCUGUCAACCCAGUCCUUCAUGACGAGCACUCCAACACCUUCACAGAACCUCACACGAACCAACAUCACCAAAAUGACAAUCCCAAAACUCAACAUCCACCCGCCCCUCAUCAACACCCCCUGUCCUGCAGCAACGACACUCGAGGACCUCCUCAUCCUCUGGAACUGUCCUUCCACCGGCGCCAUAACCACCCGCACCUCACUCCUCUCCGGCUUCCCCCACGACGACACCAAGAACCUCUACGUCUUCUAUGACUCCUCCUCCCACACCGUCUCGUCUUCUACCAACCCUUCCCCCCCCUCAUCAGCAACUCCCACCCAAAACGCCACGCUCAACUCCCUCGGCUACAGCCCUUUACCUCUCCAAACCUACCUGGACUUUAUACGGACCAUUGCCGUGUAUCAUUCUCCUCCUCCUCCUCCUCCCAACAACCACAAAGGUCGCAGCAUUGGCAGGAGUAAAACAAUCAUCAUCUCCGUCACCGGUUCCGCAGAGGACGUAGCCCAAUGUUACCUGCACAUCGCCCGUCUCCAGUCGGAAUUCCUUUAUGUCACUUCUUCUUCUUCUCCUUCUUUUGUGGUAAAGGUGGCAAUGGAAAUCAACCUCUCGUGCCCCAACAUCCCGCACCAUCCGCCUCCGGCUUACUCCCGCGACGCGCUGGUUCGAUAUCUCGAGGAGUUGAAAAAAGCGAUCAAGGCUGCAGAAGCUGAGGGCCUACCCAGGAUUCCAGUGGGAUUGAAGACGCCGCCGUAUACCUACGAGACGCAGUUCCUGGGGUUGAUGGAGGCUUUGGAGGCUUCGGCUUCGGCUACAGCUCUGGCAUCAGAGAGGAACAAAAAGCAAGAAGAAAAAGAGCUGCAAUGUCCAAUCACCUUCCUCACAGCCACCAACACCCUCGGCAGUUGUCUUGCUUUUACAGCUUUUACCGGUUUCACAGACGACUUUACUCAAGCGGCGUUACCAACCGACUUAGGCACAGGCGGACUAGCUGGUGCCCCCUUACAUCCAUUAGCGCUGGGGAAUGUCAAAACGCUUAGGAAAAUGUUGGAUGAAAGAGAAAAAACGCUGGGACAUCGGAUACAGAUAAUUGGAGUGGGAGGGGUGCUAGAUGCACAGGGGUAUAAGAGGAUGAGGAUGGCGGGCGCGGAUGUGGUUGGGUUGGCGAGUGGGUUGUUAUUGAGGGGGGUAAAAGUUUUUGAGGAGAUUGAGAAGGGGGUGGGAGGGGAUUGGUGACAGUGUGGUAUGGUAGGUCCUUUGUGCGGUAUAGAAGAGAGGGAGAGAGGGAGAGAUAAUGGGAUAGAUAAGAGCUAAGGAAGGAGUGAGGAAUUGAAGAUGAGAGCUGAGGGGACAGAGUCAGGGUAAGCAUGAUUUCUUGUGUGAUAGUAGCAAGCGUAUCUAGAGAAGAGGGCUCAAGAGGGGGGAUGAUAUAAGAGGGUUGGGUUGGUUGGUAUACAACAAGUUUCCGUCUUUGUCUUUCUCUGACUUUCGUUUGCAAAUCAAGUUUUUCGGUGGUUGAAAGCAUUCCUUCAAGAUCUCCCCCAGUCAGCCAUAUAGCAAGAACGAAAUGCAGUCCGAAAACCAGACGUUUCGUUUCUAUAUUAAACCAACGAAAAAAAAAGAGAUAGGAUGGGC
Molecule: messenger RNA, 1721 nt
Organism: Neurospora crassa OR74A
Lineage: Eukaryota; Fungi; Ascomycota; Sordariomycetes; Sordariales; Sordariaceae
Product: dihydroorotate dehydrogenase
Exons: 1
Coding region: 108-1322 (404 amino acids)
Biological process (GO): 'de novo' pyrimidine nucleobase biosynthetic process; pyrimidine nucleotide biosynthetic process
Cellular component (GO): cytoplasm
Molecular function (GO): dihydroorotate dehydrogenase activity
Source: RefSeq, a predicted model, not a curated record